UGGGGUCUCCUUUGAAAGCUGACAACCUGCAUUGUCACCCAGUGCAGUCAGAAUUACUCUAGGUGCUACUGGCACAGAGUUAUUUAUGUUGGAACACACUGAAUUAGGAGGAAUUUUAUUCACGCCUAAAUUUUUUCCCUAAUAAAACACCUGAAAAUUAGUGUGGCAGCACUGUGAGAGCUUGAAACACAACAAGGCAACAGCCUGGGGUCUUACAUAGUUCAGGACAAAAUUUCAGAGCAAAACUACAAGAAAUGAGUGUUUCACACAUGUUUUUGUACUAAUAUGCCCAAUUAUGUCAAUUUUGGACACCCUAUGUACACCCUGUGAAAAAAUGGUAUAUGGUCGUUUAUUAGCCCUUUUUCACACUAUUUUCACUCCAAAAACUCAUAAAGAACUAAAAAAAAUCACUUCAGAUAAGCUUCAGUGUGGAUCUUGAUCUGAAUCAGAGGCUCAGACGGAGACAGAGAAAAGCAGCUGCAGCAGGAGAGCCGGAGGUGUGAAAAAUCACACAGAGCCGCUAAAACCCGCCUCUCGGCUAUUCAGCAAGCUCAUUGGCUACAUGCCCUGUCAGUCAAACGUUUCCUCCGGCGUCAUUUUGCUCAGAAUUUACUGAAUAGAUGUGAGUCACCAGAUCCAUCGGUCUCGGCAACGGCUGGCUGUUCCGGGUUCGGAGGCAGCGAUGAGUCACUUGAUUGGUUGAAAUGCGGUUGGGAUCGAAAGCAGAGGGUUCAGUCGCCAUUUUCUGACCGAGAUCGUGAGGAUAACAGAAAGCUUCAUAAAAUUAUGGAUAAAAACGCAGUGAAUUAUGGAACGCGCAGCGCCACCAUGCGCCACGUGGACGCGCACGGACCCGAGCUAUUUGUGGAUUAUUUACUUAUUUCUAGACAUGUUUUGGAGAAAAUAUGAUACUUGCUAGUAUUGUCUGGAUGACUACUCUUGGAUUAUGGCCGGUUUUUGUGGAUUAUUUUCAUCGUUGACCGGUAAAAGACCAUCGAAACAUGCAUCACUCUAUAUUUCAACUGACUGAAGGGCAUGACGUGCAGCACUGUACAACUGGCUGCAAGCUCGACUAUGUGCUGGAUACUGAGGGGCCACAGACAGAGCUAAUUUUGAAAACAGGGAAGAGUUGCCUGACACGUGGUGACUUCAGGACCCUUGGCUUGACUCUGGAGAUGGAAUCAACUAUAGGAAAUGCAUGUUUUGAGCUCAUUGAAAAAAUUGCUCAAUCAAAGGGGAAGUACAUUUUUGUGGCCGAUUUGUAUGUUGUACCGACAUGGCGACAGCCAACGGCAUGCAACCCGCUCUCAAGUUUCCCUUUAAGUAUAACUACUGGAUUUAAUGAAGAAUGUAGUUUGGUUUGCUUUUUUGUAUCUUUUAAUCUUUUCUUUGUUAUUAGAGAGACCUUCACAUUAGGGACUCCAUUGUUAUCCCUGUGUGGAAAAGCGGACAUUUCCUGUUGUCUAAACCUUUCCCAGUCCAUACAUCCUGGACCGUGGAAAGAGACGAUUGGUUUGGACAUACAGGGUUUUCCGAGGCAGCUGUACGGGAAUGACUGUGGCAUCUUCAUGUUGAUGUAUGCCCUAUACACCGUACUAAAUGCUCCUUUUGAUUUCACUGUGAUGGACAUGCCAUCUUUACGGAAGUGGUGGUGUGUCAUGCUGAUGGAGAAUUUUGACCUUGGAAGCCAUGGCAAAAUGUUUGCCCACUGGACAGACAAUUCAAAGGCCCUCCUGUGAGGUGAGGUGCAACCAGUGUUCAACCUGAAGAAGUGGAAGAUGGAUGACAUCACUGAGGUCAGAUUUUGAGUUAGCUUUAGAGUAUGAGCUGUUUUGCAAGGAAGAAUGGGCAAGAAUUUCAGUCUCUCAAUGUGCAAAACUGAUAGAGACAUACUCCAAGCGACUUGCAGCUGUAAUUGCAGCAAAAGGUGGCGCUACAAAGUAUUAAUGCAAGGGGGCCGAAUAAUAUUGCACACCCCACUUUUCAGGUUUUUAUUUGUUAAAAAAGUAUAAAAUAUCCAAUAAAUUUCAUUCCACUUCACGAUUGUGUCCCACUUGUUGAUUCUUGACAAAAAAUUACAAUUUUAUAUCUUUAUGUUUGAAGCCUGAAAUGUGGCGAAAGGUUGAAAAGUUCAAGGGGGCCGAAUACUUUCACAAGGCACUGUAUGCCAUGCUGUUAAAGCCAGAGGAGGUUACAUUGCAGAAAGCAAAGCCAAGCAAAAAUAAACUAAAAUACCUGAUAAAUAACUUAAAACUAAACCUUUUUUGUACAAAUUUGAUACUGCUUCCAAACCUUUGGCCUGGGGCCUGUUUCACGAAGCAGGUUCAUUGAAAACUCUGAGUUUGUUAACCCUGAAAUGAGGGAAACUCAGAGUUUUCCAUUUCACGAAGCGAGGUAACUUUACCCUGAGACAGAGGGGUAACUCGAGCCUGUUUCACAAAGAGGGGUAACUUAAACUCUCGGUCAGUUACCGCCGUAACAGACUAUGACUUGAACCUGGUCGCCAGCAGGUUUAUCUGAGAAAACCUCGAGUUUCUCUCCGUCUCCGCCCUCUUUCAGGCACACACACUGUUUCAUUUCCUCAUUCAGUCCAUCAGUAAGCGAGCGAGUUUUGGCGUAGAACAGCUUUUAUUAACGAUCCAGUGGAUAAAGGAGCAGCAUUACUGCACAGAUAAUUAAAUAUUCGUCUGUAGAUUAUCAGACCGAGCAUAAAUGUUCUCGCAUUUCCGGACAAUUAUCUGUUUGAGCGGUACCGUUUCGUAAUCAUUUCAAGUCCAUAAUCUACAUAAACAACCUAAUCCAUCCUUACAUUUACAUUACCAACCAGUCAUGCUCUCACAUCCAGCAGAUAUUGUGUGUUGCGCUGCGGUUCUUUGCAAAUGGAAGUUUUUAUAUGAUGUCGGAGAUGCAGAGUAAGGCAACCGUAUGGAGGACAGUCAGAAAAGUGUUCCUGGCCCUGAAACGACUUUAACUCAUCAUUGUGGUUUUCCUGGACAUAAACCUGUCAGAGCAUCAAGGAGGAGUUCCACAGGAUUGCUGGUGAAUGAUGUAGAGAUCUGUUAAAUUCAUUUUAAAUCAUAUUCUGUUAAUGACAUUGUGCUGCAACCUCAGACUGGGAUUAGUCAUUUUAAUUUCUUUUAGGAUUUCCCAGUGUGAUUGGCUGCAUAGAUGCACACACAUCCCCAUCACAGCUCCCUCACAUCAUGAAUAGGAAGUCCAUUCACAGCAUAAAUGUGCAGGUAGGCUACAGGUAGACUGACUACUGUUUCUAAAUGUUAAAGACUGCAUCAUAGUUCAACAUCUGUCAUUCUGCACUGUCCAGAUCAGAUGUGAUGCUGCAUACAUCAUUUCUAAUGUGGAGGCCACGUGGUCUGGGUCUGUUCAUGACUCCAGGAUUUAUGGAGAGUCUAACCUGAGCAACAGACUGCAGCCUAAAGAUUUUCACAAUAGAAUUCUCUUGUCUCCCUCCUUUAAUAUACUCUGAUGUAUCCACUAUACAUUACAGGAGAGUUUGAUGGCCUUCUGCUGGGUGACAGGGGUUACCAUGCCAACCCAGGCUGAUGACCUCAUACCCUGACCCUGAACCAGGCCCCCAACAGAACUUCAACUGGACUCACUGCAGGACCAGAGCCCGGGUGGAGAUGACCAUAGGCCUGCUGAAAGCCCGUUUCCAGAGCCUACGUCUCCUCAGGGUGACCCCUAAGAGGGCCUGUGAUAUUACUGUGGCAUGUGUUGUUCUUCAUAAUAUUACCACUAUUAGAGGAGAGCAACACCCUGCCCUACAAACUGAAGACCCAGAUGAUGAGCCCAUCCACCUGCAGCUAUCCAGGACAGCAGAGCAGUCAGAGACACCGUAUGCAAUAAUCACUUUAGAGUUUAAGUCACCAUCAUCACCACCACAGCAAAUAAAGACGGAAUGCACAUUG
Messenger RNA from Acanthochromis polyacanthus (spiny chromis), 3926 nucleotides. RefSeq lists its product as uncharacterized. Lineage: Eukaryota; Metazoa; Chordata; Actinopteri; Pomacentridae. The record is from RefSeq and is a predicted model, not a curated record. Gene Ontology annotation, biological process: proteolysis. Gene Ontology annotation, molecular function: cysteine-type peptidase activity.